UGCAGCCUGUGCAGCAAGCUAUUAGUGUAAAAAACAUGCACACGCACACGCACACAAAAACGCCUUCGCCAGUGACUCAAGGGAGGAACGGAGGUGAGAUUGCCAGGCAUCAGCAUCGGUCCUAGAGGGACAUUAGGAAAUUAUCGCUAUGGGCAGCACCGAUUCAAAGCUGAACUUCAGGAAAGCCGUGAUUCAGCUGACAACCAAAACACAGCCAGUGGAAGCCACAGAUGAUGCCUUCUGGGACCAGUUCUGGGCAGACACCACCACCACGGUCCAGGAUGUUUUUGCACUGGUGCCAGCUGCAGAGAUAAGAGCUCUUCGAGAGGAGUCCCCCUCAAAUUUAGCAACCCUCUGCUAUAAGGCUGUGGAGAAGCUGGUGCAGGGGGCAGAGUCUGGAUGCCCCACAGAGAGGGAGAAGCAGGUGAUCCUGAACUGCACUUGCAUCUUGACCCGCAUCCUUCCUUACAUCUUUGAGGACCAGGACUGGAGAGGAUUCUUCUGGUCUACUGUGCCUGGUGCUGGGCGAGCUGGGACAGAUGAACUGGAUGAUGAUGACGGCGCUCGACCACUGGCUGAGUCACUGCUCCUGGCUAUUGCUGACCUGCUCUUCUGCCCUGACUUUACUGUGCACAGCCAUAAGAGAGGCCCUGACUUGGUAGAGAACAUGCAGUCCAUAGACAGCUGUGAAUAUAUCUGGGAAGCAGGGGUUGGCUUUGCACAGUCCCCCCCUCUCAACUAUAUUCAUGACCUGAAUAGGACAGAACUACUGAGAUUGUUACUAACCUGCUUCUCUGAGGCCAUGUACCUGCCUCCUUCAUCAGACAACACUGUCCUCAACCCCUGGGUGACCUUCUUCUGCUCCACAGAAAACAGACAUGCUCUGCCUCUGUUCACCUCUCUGCUGAAUGUGGUGUGCGCCUAUGAUCCAGUGGGCUACGGCAUCCCGUACAACCACCUGCUCUUCGCUGACUACCGGGAGCAGCUAGUGGAGCAGGCCGUACAGAUUCUCAUUGUGACACUUGAACAUGACGGAGGGGUCCUUCAACGUCCGGCCUCCCCGUCCAGCAUGGAGGAGCAAGAGUUUACAGGCCCUGAAAACCUGUUUGUGAAUUAUUUGUCAAGGAUUCACAGAGAGGAGGAUUUUGACUUUGUAUUGAAGGGCUUAGCUCGUCUGCUGACCAACCCUUUAAUGCAGACCUACUUGCCUAAUUCUACAAAGAAGAUCCAGUUCCACCAAGAGUUGUUGGUCCUUUUCUGGAAGCUUUGCGACUUCAAUAAGAAAUUCCUGUUUUUUGUCCUGAAGAGCAGUGAUGUGUUGGAUAUUCUGGUUCCUAUACUCUACUACCUGAAUGAUGCCAGGGCUGACCAGUCCCGUGUUGGACUCAUGCACAUUGGUGUGUUCAUUUUACUGCUGCUGAGCGGGGAGAGAAACUUUGGCGUGCGCUUGAAUAAACCCUACUCCAUCCAUGUGCCUAUGGACAUCCCAGUCUUCACAGGGACUCAUGCUGACCUGCUUAUAGUGGUGUUUCACAAGAUUAUCACUACAGGCCACCAGCGUCUCCAGCCUCUGUUUGACUGCCUACUCACCAUUGUUGUAAACGUGUCUCCCUAUUUGAAGAGUCUGUCAAUGGUGGCAGCCAAUAAACUACUGCACCUGCUGGAGGCCUUCUCCACCAGUUGGUUCCUGUUCUCUGCAGCCCAGAACCAUCACCUUGCGUUCUUCCUUCUCGAGGCAUUCAACAAUAUCAUCCAGUACCAGUUUGAUGGAAACUGCAACCUGGUGUACGCCAUCAUCCGCAAACGUAACGUAUUCCACCAGAUGGCCAACCUGCCCUCUGAUCCCGCUUCUAUUCAAAAGGCUUUGCAGAGGAAGAGGAAGUCUCCAGAUGUCAUCUCCCGCACUAGCUCCCAGGAGACUGUAUCCAUGGAGGGUUCUCAUCCUGCUGUGCCAGCGGAGCCUGGUACACUGAAGGCCAGCCUGGUCGCUAUGCCAGGUAUCGAUAAACUGACUGAGAAGUCUCAGGUAUCAGAGGAUGGCACCAUGGUGUCUGUUCUAAAGUCGGACUCUGUGCACACAGUUCACCCAGACCAGAGUGCAGUCGGCGGGACCAGUGACACUGAGUCAAACUCAGGCAAAGACAGUGAAGAUGUCUUCUACACAGAAGCAGAAAUGGAGAGAAGACGCUUGUCAAGUGCAUCUUCAACAUCAUUUUGGGCUCCUACACCAGAAUGGACCGUAUUCCCCCAGAUCCUCUCUUGGAAGUGUAAGCUACCCCUGCAGACUAUCAUGCGUUUGCUACAAGUGCUAGUUCCCCAGGUAGAGAAGAUCUGCAUAGACAAGGGUCUGACAGAUGAAUCAGAGAUCCUGAAGUUUCUCCAGCAUGGCACGUUAGUGGGCCUGUUGCCAGUUCCUCACCCCAUCCUUAUCAGAAAGUAUCAGGCCAACGCAGGCACUGCCAUGUGGUUUCGCACUUACAUGUGGGGUGUUGUCUAUUUGCGAAAUGUGGAUCCUCCUAUCUGGUAUGACACUGAUGUCCGCCUUUUUGAGAUUCAGAGGAUGUAGAUAGAAGGCUUUGUGACUAAACAAAUGGGACUGUUCACCUCCAGGGUUCCUCUUCCCAUCACUAUGUGUUGGUUUCCUGGUAAACCUCACUGUGUUUAACUUGCCUACAUAAUCAUCAUUAUAAUGCUUUGCACUUACGCCACCGACUUGGGUAGGAGUGUCAUUCAGAUGAGUGAGGUUCCGAUGAAGAUGGAAGAUGGGAGGUAACAGAUGGGAAAUGUACGGCGAUGUUUGUACAUUUCUUCCGACCUCAAGACUGAAGAAUGUCUAUCAAAGCACUGAGAUGACUGGAGUGUUUGCUGAAUCCUGAGGCUCUUUUCUUUACAGCGUAGAAGUGAAAGAUGAAAUAUUAACAUUUCAGUCAAACUUGUUCUAGAAAAUAUGGUGCUCUCCAGCUUGGUAUAUCUUUUGGAUGGCACAGUAUUGGUGUUUCCUGUUAUUUAUUAUACUUGCUAUGCUUUAAAAUGAACUUUCACUCUUAAUGACUUGUCUCUUUGUUGGGGUUGUAGUUUAUGUGAUAAUUUAACAGAGUUUUGGAGACAAUAAUACAAAUUGUAUGUUUUUGUGUAUAUGACUAGAUUUCAGUUGGUCUGACUGGAUAAGCUUACAAUGCUUGAUGUUGAAAUUUGUAUUUCCUUAAAUGAUCCUGAAAAUAUAUAUUGAUAUGUGAAAAUACCAUCGCGAUUGAACAGUGUGCCUUUAUGGGAAAUCUGAUUCAAACUAUUUGUGGAUCCUCACAGUCUAUAGUCCAGAUCAAUUGAUCAACUGUUGCACAGCUUUUAGUUGCUUCGACACAUCCUUUAUUAGUGAAAACGUCCUCUUUACACUUGGACCACCAGAUGGCGCCAUGUCUCUCUCUGGCAAGUAAUCCACCAAAGUUGGACUUUUAAACUGCCACAGUUAAAAAUUAGCAGACACUUUCCCGUUGCUGAAUCUCUCUACAGCAGUAUACACCUAAGUUUGGAGUGUACAAAUACUGUUAAGGAUUUUUUCUUGAGUUGUCCCUUUUGUACUGGUUCUCAUGCUGAAGGUUGAAUAAGCAGAACACAUGAGAAUACAUUGAUUAUUGGGCUUUUGCCUUUAUAGGUAGCAUAAGAAAAUAAGCAUAAAUAGAACUUAUAGUGA
This is a messenger RNA of Monopterus albus (swamp eel), 3691 nucleotides long. It is a transcript of the gene hid1a, whose product is annotated as HID1 domain containing a. The transcript has 19 exons. Gene Ontology annotation, cellular component: Golgi medial cisterna; Golgi trans cisterna; membrane. NCBI's taxonomy places the organism in Eukaryota, Metazoa, Chordata, Actinopteri, Synbranchiformes, Synbranchidae. The record is from RefSeq and is a predicted model, not a curated record. The coding region runs from base 149 to 2566 and encodes 805 amino acids.